Messenger RNA from Caretta caretta (loggerhead turtle), 2124 nucleotides. RefSeq lists its product as uncharacterized. The record is from RefSeq and is a predicted model, not a curated record. Gene Ontology annotation, molecular function: MHC class I protein binding; coreceptor activity. Gene Ontology annotation, biological process: regulation of immune response. Gene Ontology annotation, cellular component: cell surface. NCBI's taxonomy places the organism in Eukaryota, Metazoa, Chordata, Testudines, Cheloniidae.
CUAUCACCACAGCACAACCCCCUCAGCAGUUCCGACCAGGAUGUUGGACCCUUUGCACUUGAGCAGCUUACCAGACAGAAACUCUUAGAUUUCAUCGUUCAGGAUAUUGUUUGUAACAAUCAUGCUGUUCACCAAAUAUCUGCUUUUCUCUUUGCUGGUGGUAGAAGUGCAGUUAUUUUUGCACCAACUUGAGUCGUUCCUGUUUGUGAACAUUAAUGAUACAGCGAAGAUCCAGUGCUCUUCCAAAGAACAAUUUUUAGCAGGAAGUAUAACAGCUCAGUGGUACAGGAGACGGGAAGGUGAGGCCCCCAUGUUAAUUAAGAGAUGCUCAGAUAAUCAAAAUGUAAAUAAAGUUGCUUGCAUAUCGGAAGGACACAACUUGACACUGGAAAUCUACAAUGCCCAACGGAAUGACUCGGGGGUUUAUUACUGUACCAGUUCCUACAUCAUCUUGACUUUUGGCAAUGGAUCCACCCUGAUUGUUGGAGACAGUUACACCAGCAGCAGUUGGGUGCUGACUCUGGCUCCAUCUCCCCACGGCCUCCUCUCCCCCAGGAUGGCUGAUCUGGCUUGCAUGGUCCACGGAGUUUCCAACCCAGUCCAAAUUUCCUGGAGUUUUUCUGGGGAUCUGCAGGAACAGGGUCUGAUGCAUUCGCUGAAAGCAAAGGAUGGCUCCUUUGUGUUCAUAAAUCACAUCAGCGUCCCCAUGGACACCUGGACCAGUGGGAAGAAUUUCACCUGUGAUGUUAAAUUCAACUCUUCUGGCACGAGCGUUAAGAAAAUUGCCCAGUAUAUUGAAGCUUCCUCCACAGCCCCUGCCAGGGAGUGCUCACAUUACAUUGUGCCCCUUGCGGCUGGAGCUGGUCUGCUGCUGCUGGUGGUGUCUCUGAGCCUCGUCUGGACCCUCUGCCCUUCUGCACUAGGAUUCCAGCCCAGGGUCUCAGCACCCCCAGCUUCCGAGGAGCCCCAGGGUGGAAUCUUAUACGCUCAUCUGGAUUUUGAUUCACGGAAUCACAACGGGCGCACGAUGCAGCGACCGGCCAGAGGGAAAUGUGUAAAACCCUGAACUGUCAAGUGCAGGGAAAUCCACAUGUGGGAACCGAUGGCUGGUUCUCUGCUGAUUGGACAUAGCAGCUGGAAGAAGCCUCUGUUUGUCUCCAUCUCCUUUCUUUUUGUAUUUUUUCCACUUCUCUGUUUAGAAUAAAAAGCUCAGAAGAUCCCCACAGGGUCCAGCCUCAUCAGGUGGGAAAUCUCCUUUUGGGGUAUAAAGGCAUCAUGGUGUAGAUGACUUUACACAUCACUUGUGUAUUAGAUUGGAAGCUCUUUGGGGCAGGGAGUGUCUCUUUGUCUUAUGUUUUGUGCAACGUCUAGCACAGAGAGGCUCUGGUCCAUAACUGGGGCUCCUGGGUGCUAUGGUAAUACAAUCAUCAUCAUCAUCAUCAUCAUCCUCCCUCUCUCUGCAGAGGGACAUGGACACAGCUGAACGGCUGCAGCUUCCCUGCACAAAGAGUGAGGCUAGAUGGCAGAAGCCAGCAGAGGGGACGUGCAGCCCCUGUCUACGCCACAGCUCCCAACUCCCCUGAUCCUCAGCAGGCGCAUGCUCCCUUUGCAGUAAGGUUACAUGGACGUGCCGUGGGAUUGGGAAGGGGAAGGAUGGAUGCGGGAGGAGCUGGGAGGGAUGAGAAUCUCUUCCCAGGCCACGGCGGGAGCUGCUACUCCAGUGCUUCCUCUGCAGGCUGCUGCUUUCCCCCAUGGGCGAGAUUCACAGAGCCCCAUGGGCCAGCCCCUCUGCGCCAUCUAACGAGAACAACACGUUAUCGGUGACUGGAGCUCUCCUAGGCCCUGAGCCUGCACGCGCUGCCUGUUUACAUCACAACUUGUUGUUCAAGCUGUCAUUCGAACUGUCACUCAUUAAAAACAGACGGCAACCCCACUAGUGAUGUUUGUUUUGCCUCUUUUACCUGUUCAAUGCAUCAAUCUCACUUUGUUGUAUAAUAAGAACGGUGACCUCUUAAAUUCUUUGGGCCCAAUUCUGCUCUGGUUUACAGCAGUGUAAAUCUGUAGGAGCUCUGUUGCACUCACUGGAGUUACUCCAAAUUUAUUCCGGUGUCUCUGAGAGCAGAA